AUGAAGUUUUCUUUAUUUAUCAUCUCGUAUAUUUUGGUUGUUAUUGAGAGCAAAGAUCUUUAUGAAACUUUAGGGGUGACUAAAAGCGCAAGCACACAAGAAAUCAAGCAAGCAUACAAGAAAUUAGCCCGAGAGUGGCACCCCGAUAAAAACAGUGAUCCAUCUGCAGCUGAUGUAUUUACUAAAAUUAAUGAAGCUUAUGAGGUUAGUUCGUAUAAAGAGAAAAGAGCAGCCUAUGAUAAUUUUGGACAUACUGCAGGGCAUCAAGAGCCACAAAGGCAUGGAUUUCAUUAUGGUGGAUUUCAAACAUUUGAUGAGUUUUUUGGUGGUGGAGGUGGUUUUAGAUUUAAUCACUAUGGUAAUAAAGAUUCGGUUAUAGGAAAAUAUACUAUAACCUUAAGGAAAUAUGAAAGUAUUAUAGUACCAGAAAGUCACUUCAAACCCUGUUUUAUAUAUGUCUAUAGUGAUUUCUGUUUUAACUGUAUGAGAGUUGAGCCACUUAUAGAGAAAAUUCUAGUAGAGUUAGAUAAUAUAGGUUUAUGUGUUGGUACGUUUCAUGCAAGAGAUAGUUCAUCUUUAACAUCGCAUUUACGUAUUCAUAAUGUACCUUCAAUACUGUCCAUUGUUAAUGGCCGGCCGUCUUUUUUCAAUGACCAUCUUAGCAUGCAGAUAUUACGAAAUUAUGUUCGAGGUCUAUUUCCUAAAUCAACUUUAACAAAGAUAACUGACACCAACUAUGAGAAAUUUCUCUCUGGAUAUUCAGACAAUAGAAUUCGUGGAAUUUUCUUCUCACCCAAAAAUGAGCCUUCAACAAGAUUGCUGGCACCUGCUUUUUAUUAUCAAGAAAGAGUAGCAUUUGGUUUUGUAUGUACUCACAGUAAUGAGGCUAUAAUAUUACUAAAUAAAUUAAAUAUAAACAGAAACAGAGAUACACUGUUAUUAUUUAAUGAAGAUGCCACCAAUCCUGUAGCUUCUGUUACAAUGCAGCAACUAUCACGUAAAACAGUAGAUGAAUUAAUAGAUAGUAAUUUAUAUUUACAAUUACCACGGUUAUCAUCACAGUCAUUGUUUGAUAAAUUAUGUCCUGAAGAAUCUCGACGUAAAAGUAGAAGACUAUGUGUUGUGUUGGUAACAAAGAAAGCAAAUGAACAUGACAACCAUAGAGCAUUGUUUCGACAGUUUGCUGUAGAUUCUAAGUUCCCACAAGAACGUGUGAGAUUUACCUAUAUGUAUGAAGAUACACAAGAGAAGUUUAUUAAAGCUUUAACUAUGGGAAAUAAAACAAGAUCAAAUGAUGUAUUAGAGGUUGCUAUACUAUGGAAGAUGGAUACCAAGCGUAUUAACUAUGAGUUUUUAGAGUAUGGUUGGAAUAUAAGAGAGAAUAGUAUAGGAUUAAGUAGGAAUAGUCUAAAUGCCAGAUUACAUGAGUUAUUAGAGAACAAUGGAUAUUUAAUGUAUAAAGUGGUUGUACCAGAAGUCUAUAAUGAACAUGCUUUGGUAUGUAUAUUAUAA
Molecule: messenger RNA, 1512 nt
Organism: Lottia gigantea (owl limpet)
Lineage: Eukaryota; Metazoa; Mollusca; Gastropoda; Lottiidae
Exons: 9
Coding region: 1-1512 (503 amino acids)
Source: RefSeq, a predicted model, not a curated record